UCCCAUGCACUUGUCUUCUUCACCCCCAACACUACUUGUGCUGUGUUAUUGUGCUCUUCUUCCCUUCCCCCCCACCACUCUCUUCCUCAGCUCCUUCUUUUUCCUCUUCUUCUUCGUAUCUCUUUUAUAUCUCCCUCUCUAUAACUUGCUUUCUUACAUUCUUUUCGCUCUCUCUCUCUCUCUCACUCUCUCACUGACUCUCCUCUCCUCCCGUCUCCCUCUAUCUCUCACUCAAACUGGCACAAUUCUUCCAUACCCCUCUUCCUAAUAAUCUUUCUGUCUGACAAACCUAUUCCACAUUUUCUCUCUCUGGGUUGUGUUGCCCAUCUUCAAUCUCUUUUAAAUAGAGUGACAGAGAUACACACAGCACACUGAGAAAAUGUCGAGCAGAAGGUCGCGCUCCAGACAGUCAGGGAAUUCGAGGAUCACUGAUGAUCAGAUCAACGACCUUGUAUCCAAGUUGCAACAACUUCUUCCAGAAAUUCGUGAUAGGCGAUCGGACAAGGUAUCCGCCUCCAUGGUCCUACAGGAGACAUGCAACUACAUUAGGAGUUUACACAGAGAGGUAGAUGACCUGAGUGAGCGAUUAUCGGAGUUAUUGGCCACAACAGACGCCAGUAGUGCCCAAGCAGCUAUUAUUAGGAGUCUACUCAUGUAACCGAUCCACCUCUGUAUUCUCUCUCUCUCUCUCUCUCUCUCUCUCUCUCUCUUUUCCCCCUUCUUUCUUCCCUUUUUCUAGGGUUUGUUAGUACGCCGGGGAGAUGGAAUUGAGCUUCAAGGACAUCCCAUUAAUGCAAAGAGGUGUAGUAAUUUUUAAGUUUAGCUAUAUAAUAAACUACUAUUUGCACUCAC
Molecule: messenger RNA, 852 nt
Organism: Nelumbo nucifera (sacred lotus)
Lineage: Eukaryota; Viridiplantae; Streptophyta; Magnoliopsida; Proteales; Nelumbonaceae
Product: transcription factor ILI6-like
Biological process (GO): regulation of growth; regulation of DNA-templated transcription
Molecular function (GO): protein dimerization activity
Source: RefSeq, a predicted model, not a curated record